Messenger RNA from Torulaspora globosa, 417 nucleotides. RefSeq names its product Got1p (gene GOT1). The record is from RefSeq and is a predicted model, not a curated record. Gene Ontology annotation, cellular component: COPII-coated ER to Golgi transport vesicle; Golgi membrane; endoplasmic reticulum. Lineage: Eukaryota; Fungi; Ascomycota; Saccharomycetes; Saccharomycetales; Saccharomycetaceae. The coding region runs from base 1 to 417 and encodes 138 amino acids. The transcript has 2 exons. Gene Ontology annotation, biological process: endoplasmic reticulum to Golgi vesicle-mediated transport; retrograde transport, endosome to Golgi.
AUGUGGCUAUCUGAGUCGCAAAAGUUUGGCGUCGCCUUCACGUUCGGCGGGUUCCUGUUCUUUACCUUUGGCGUGUUCACCUUCUUCGACCGUGCGCUGCUGGCGCUGGGCAACAUCCUGUUUCUCGCGGGCGUUCUGCUGAUCAUCGGCCCGCAAAAGACGUAUGUUUUCUUCACCAGGCCCACCAAGAGACGCGGCUCCGUCUUCCUCGUGUUCGGGGUGGUGCUGAUUCUGAUGAAGUGGACCUUUGUCGGGUUCCUGGUCGAGUCGCUCGGCAUCGUCGGGCUGUUCGGCGACUUUUUCGGCGUAAUCGUCCAGUUCCUCAGGUCCCUGCCGCUCGUGGGUCCGGUGCUGUCGCACCCGGCAGUGGCACCGAUUGUAGAUAGACUGGCGGGCAUCCGGGUGCUUCCCGUGUAG